Nymphaea colorata (pocket water lily) is the source of this 497-nucleotide messenger RNA. Its product is annotated as 60S ribosomal protein L29-1-like. Gene Ontology annotation, molecular function: structural constituent of ribosome. The record is from RefSeq and is a predicted model, not a curated record. The transcript is spliced from 3 exons. Gene Ontology annotation, cellular component: cytosolic large ribosomal subunit; ribosome. Gene Ontology annotation, biological process: cytoplasmic translation. Bases 148 to 333 code for a protein of 61 amino acids. NCBI's taxonomy places the organism in Eukaryota, Viridiplantae, Streptophyta, Magnoliopsida, Nymphaeales, Nymphaeaceae.
AUCGGCGUCUUUUUAGCAAGCCAAGAAACAAAAGCCGUCUCGACGCUUAUAAGAGGUUCGCAGGAGAGCUAGGGUUUGGUUUCUUUCAUUUCGGGGGAGGAGGAAAACCCUAGCAGGGAGAGAUCGUGGUUUUAAUCAGGGAGAGGGAUGGCGAAGUCGAAGAAUCACACGGCUCACAACCAAUCGUAUAAGGCCCACAAGAACGGGAUUAAGAAGCCCAGGAGGCACAGGAACACCUCCACCAAAGGGAUGGAUCCCAAGUUUUUGAGAAACCAGAGGUAUGCCAGAAAGCACAACAAGCAGGGAGGUGGAUCUUCCAUGGAGGAAGAGUAGAAUUUGAUCCGUAAGUUGCUGGGGUCUGUGCCCUUGUUUAUUUCCCCUUAGGUGAAAUUUAGAUGGGUUAAUUUGAAGUUCUGAUGCCGAAUGUAUGAAGCUAGCUGGCACUUUCGUAUUUUCUGGUAGUUUUCUUAUUAGAUAUUGGAAAUCUAUUUUGACAA